Molecule: messenger RNA, 521 nt
Organism: Drosophila elegans
Lineage: Eukaryota; Metazoa; Arthropoda; Insecta; Diptera; Drosophilidae
Exons: 2
Coding region: 38-391 (117 amino acids)
Source: RefSeq, a predicted model, not a curated record
GUUUGGUGUCUUCGUCAUUGCGAAAUAGUUAUCAAACAUGAAAUAUCCCACAAUUAUUUUGUUCGCGCUUGCCGCAUACGUUUUGCCAGCUUUGGCAGGAAAUGACUAUCUUUGGGGCGAGAUUGGUGCCAAUGACUACAAAUUGGCCAAGGAUACGGUUUCGAAGGCAUUCUUCGUUGGUCUUGUGCAGACCAAGAAAUAUGUGUUCAAGCAGUCGGAGAAUCUGAACGCUUUAACCAUUACGGCCAUUCGUGUUACCGACAAAAAGAAAAGCCAUGGAGCAACUGUAGUACUCGCCAGUGGCGGUCCUGGAUCGAAAGGUGCCACUCUUAAAUUUACAUCUGAAAGAGGCUAUGGAAUCAAGGAUGUAGUGGAGAUAUGGGGUCGUUAAAAUACAUUCCCAAAUGAAUCCGUAAAUAAUGAGAUCCUGUGCAACGAAUCCUUAUGUGCUUGUGUUUCUAAAUAUACAGCCAAGACGAGGCAAAAAUAAGGACAUUUCAUGUCCUAGCAACUCUUUAAAA